Nasonia vitripennis (jewel wasp) is the source of this 3762-nucleotide messenger RNA. RefSeq names its product valine--tRNA ligase (gene ValRS). Gene Ontology annotation, molecular function: ATP binding; valine-tRNA ligase activity; aminoacyl-tRNA deacylase activity. Gene Ontology annotation, biological process: valyl-tRNA aminoacylation. The transcript has 17 exons. Lineage: Eukaryota; Metazoa; Arthropoda; Insecta; Hymenoptera; Pteromalidae. The record is from RefSeq and is a predicted model, not a curated record. Gene Ontology annotation, cellular component: cytosol. The coding region runs from base 187 to 3666 and encodes 1159 amino acids.
GCGAUAAAUGAUCACAGCUGGUGGCGCGAGUUUGUUGGUUAGGUUGCGCGAACGAGCGCAUGGCGAGUGACGCGUGUUUACUCUCUGUUUAAAAACGAGAAUAACCAGUCCGCAGUGAAAAAAAGAAUAUCGUUCGAUUUUUUAAUCUUGGAUAAAAUAUUGAGAAUUAAAUUAGGGGACGAAAUAAUGGCAGACGCGCCAGUAGUAGCAGACGCCGCGGGACCGCCGAAGACGGCUAAGCAGCUCGAGAAGGAAAAGCAGAAGUUGGCGAAGCUCGAGAAGUUCAAGCAGAAACAGGAGAAGAAAAAUGCCGCUGGUGCCGGUGAAGCCAAGGAAAAGGCCGAGAAGAAACCUGAAAAGAAGAAGGAAGUUAAAGAGACUGUAGUUUACACUUCAAAUACUGCACCAGGAGAGAAAAAAGAUGUUCAAUCUCCCAUGCCAGAUGCUUACAGUCCACAGUAUGUUGAAGCUGCAUGGUAUUCGUGGUGGGAAAAAAGUGGAUUCUUCAAGCCAGAAUACAAUGGAAAAAUAUCAGAGAAUAAUCCCAAAGGAAAAUUUGUCAUGGUCAUUCCUCCACCCAAUGUAACAGGUUUUCUUCAUCUUGGACAUGCUUUGACGAAUGCUGUAGAAGAUGCAAUCACAAGAUGGAAUAGAAUGAAAGGGCGUACAACUUUAUGGAAUCCAGGUUGUGAUCAUGCUGGUAUUGCUACUCAAGUAGUUGUAGAAAAGAAACUAUGGAGAGAGGAGAAAAAGACUCGUCAUGAUUUGGGACGUGAGAAAUUCGUUGAGAAAAUUUGGGAAUGGAAGAAUGAAAAAGGUGGAAGAAUCUAUGACCAAUUGAAAAAAUUAGGAAGUUCCUUUGAUUGGGAGAGAGCUUGCUUUACAAUGGAUCCCAAAUUAUGUCGGGCUGUUACUGAGGCAUUUGUGCGUUUGCAUGAUGAAGGUACCAUAUAUAGAAGCAACCGUCUUGUGAACUGGAGUUGCACAUUGAAGAGCGCUAUUUCUGAUAUUGAGGUGGAUAAAGUAGAGUUGACUGGCAAAACGCUACUAUCUAUUCCUGGCUAUCAAGAGAAAGUAGAGUUUGGAGUUUUAGUGCUGUUUGCAUAUGAAAUAGAAGAUUCAGAUGAAAAAAUAGUAGUAGCCACGACACGUAUUGAAACAAUGUUGGGCGAUACCGCUAUUGCUGUUCAUCCGAAUGAUAAGCGUUACGCGCAUUUAAUUGGAAAACAUGCCAAGCAUCCAUUCUGUAACAGAAAACUGCCAAUUAUUGCUGACACCUACGUUGAAAUGGAAUUUGGCACAGGUGCUGUUAAAAUAACUCCUGCUCAUGAUCCAAACGAUUAUGAAAUUGGAAAGAGGCAUAAUUUGCCAUUCAUCACAAUAUUUGACGAUGACGGUAAUAUUGUCGGAGAUUAUGGAGUAUUUACGGGUAUGAAACGCUUCCAUGCAAGAAAAGAAAUCAUUAAAGAACUGACUACUAGGAACUUAUUUGUGGAAAUUAAGGAUAAUCCUAUGUUCGUGCCUGUGUGCAGUAGGUCCAAAGAUAUUGUUGAGCCCCUUAUUAAACCUCAAUGGUAUAUUAAGUGCGAUGAAAUGGCAGCUAGCGCAACUGAAGCAGUAAAAAGCGGAGAGCUAAAAAUUAUUCCAGAACAGUUCAAGAAAACUUGGUAUUACUGGAUGGAGGGUAUUAGGGAUUGGUGCAUUUCUCGACAGUUGUGGUGGGGUCAUCGUAUUCCAGCAUAUUACAUUUCUAUCGAAGGUGCUAAUAUUGAGGCUUCAGAUGAUGAUCGAUGGGUGAGCGCACGCUCGGAGGAUGAAGCCAAAGAAAAGGCGGCUAAGAAGUUCGGUGUUAGCAAGGAUAAAAUUUUACUCAAGCAAGAUCCAGAUGUCUUGGAUACGUGGUUCUCGUCAGGUCUAUUUCCGUUUUCAAUAUUCGGCUGGCCGGAUCAAACCGAAGAACUUAAUGCUUUCUAUCCUGGCACGUUAUUAGAAACUGGACACGAUAUUCUUUUCUUCUGGGUGGCUAGGAUGGUGUUCUUAGGUCAAAAAUUAUUAGGCAAGCUGCCUUUUAAGGAGGUCUACUUGCAUGCGAUGGUGAGAGACGCUCAUGGUCGAAAAAUGAGCAAAUCUUUAGGAAAUGUUAUCGAUCCAAUGGAUGUGAUCCGUGGAACGACUUUAGAGAAUCUUCACAAGCAAUUGUUGGAUUCCAAUCUGGACCCGAAAGAACUGAAGCGAGCGAUGGAGGGUCAAAAGCAAGACUAUCCCCAGGGCAUACCUGAAUGCGGUACCGACGCAUUGCGUUUUGCCCUUUGCUCUUACACGUCGCAAGGAAGAGACAUCAAUUUAGAUAUUCUCAGGGUGCAGGGUUACAGGUUUUUCUGCAAUAAGUUGUGGAAUGCCGCCAAGUUUGCGUUUACGUAUUUCGGUGACGGUUUCAAGUACGACGAAGCUGAGGAUGUCAAGCGCCGCGAGAGCUCGCGAGUGAUGGGUGACGCCGACUGGUACCUAGGCACAUUGAGCGAGUCCUGCGUGCGGAGCUCGCUCGACGCCUACCUGGCGGACUACCCCUAUUUGGAUGGCUACACUGCCUCGCAUCUCGACACCAAAGUUCACAAGGCUGUUACUCGUCUUUUGGCUCAAGGCAACGAUUGCGACCUUGAGCUGAGGCCUCACCUCGCCAGGUGGUACCAUCAUAUCGGCACCCAUAGUGAAAAAGAGAGGAGAUGCUUUCGAUCUGAGAACAGAAGGAUACUGUCCUACUGCGAGAUCAGGAUAGGAGUUGAGGGUGGAAGAGAUUGCAAUGGCGGAUUUCAGCUUACCGGCAACGAGUCCAACAUCGAUCUAUGGAUGCUCUCGAGGGUGAGUUAUGCCGCGCAAGUGUGCGACGACGGCCUAGGUCAGUACGACUUCAACAGUGCCACGACCGCCUGCUACAACCUGUGGUUAUAUGAUUUGUGUGACGUGUACCUAGAAUGUUUGAAACCUGUUUUCCAAAGUGGCACUGAACAGCAAAAACAGGCAGCCCAACGUGUACUGUUCAAAACCCUGGACGUCGGUCUAAGGCUACUCAGUCCCUUCAUGCCAUUUAUCACGGAGGAACUGUACCAACGCUUACCUCGUAAAAACUUGGUCUACCCCAGUAUUUGUGUCAGCCCUUACCCAACUGCUUCUGAGUGUCCCUGGAGGAACGAACAAUUGGAAAAAGACAUUGACUUUGCCCAGAAGGUAAUAAGAAGUGUCAGGUCGUCAAGAGGCACUUACAACAUACCGAAUAAAACCAAAACUGAGGCUUACUGCGUAUGUCACGACGCCGAGCACAAGGACCGCGUGGCUAAGUACUCCGAUGUCAUCGGUACGCUGGCGUACUCGAUCGUUAAGCUGGAGGAGCCACCCGUUGGUUGCGCUAUCCUCACGAUUUCGGAUAAGCUCCAGGUUCAUUUGCUGUUGAAGGGAUUAAUCGACCCGGUGAAGGAGUUAGAAAAACUGAAAAAGAAGGAGGAACAGCUUGCCGCGACGAUAAAGAAGCUGCAACAGGCCAUGUCGUCGGCCGACUAUAGUAUCAAGGUUCCUGCGGAGGUGCAGGAGGCCGACAAAACAAAAUUGCUCACGAGUGAGGGUGAAGUGCAAAGAUUAGUGGAAGCGAUGGAAUCUUUGAAAACAAUGUGAAUCAACUAAGACAAUUUUUUAACGAUAUUUGAAGAUAAAAAUUUAUUACUAUCAUAUUGAUUUCUUUAUUUAUUAAUAAAAAUUGGAUUUUUGGAA